UCAUGGAGACAUUUAAAUUUCCAUUAGGAAGUCCAACAUAAUCUUAAACAAAUUUUCCACUCAAUGAACCAAUAUUGUAAUUAAUUGAAUGAUCUUCAUUAGCUUAUUACAAAGUAAUAGAUAUAUUUGGAUCAAACCUUGGAAAUAUACAUCCUUCACAUGUUUGAUUUGAUAUCCAAGUUGUCUAAGAGUGCUUUCAUAUAUUAAUACCACUGAUCCUGUG
Molecule: messenger RNA, 223 nt
Organism: Paramecium primaurelia
Lineage: Eukaryota; Ciliophora; Oligohymenophorea; Peniculida; Parameciidae
Source: the annotation of a GenBank genome assembly